UCCACAGAGGAAAAAGAAAGUAGUUUUUGAAGUUGACCUAACUUUAUCUGCGCUACACCGAUCGAUCCUCGUUUGGAACUUGAAACAGCGACGAUGAUGAUGUCAAAUCUUCCACAGGAUUUGGUAGAGGAGAUUCUCUCUAGGGUUCCGUUGACAUCUACGAGAGCAGUGCGAUCUACUUGUAAAAAGUGGAACGCUUUAUCCAAAGAUCAGAGCUUUGCAAAUAAACACAUCGGUAAUAUUGUAGCCACACCAGAGGAAAGAGACUUUCUGAUGAUCAUGGAGAAUAAGGCUUAUUUGAUUGGCGUCAAUCUCCAUGGUAUUCAAAAUAACAAUGUUGAUCUAUCUAUAAAGCGUAAAGGUAAACUUAUUAACCUAGACCAUCCAGAUCAAAUAUUCAAGGUCUUUCACUGCAAUGGUUUAUUGUUAUGCCUAUCAGGAAAAACCAUUGAUGAUGAUGUUAUUAUUACACUUGUGGUUUUAUUUAACCCGUAUUGGGGGAAACAUAAAUGGUUCAAACGCACAAAUAAUUAUGGGAGAUUCGACAAAUUUGCUUUCGGAUACGACAAAUCCUGCGGUAGCCACAAAAUAUUGAGGCUUUUCGGUGAUUACCUAAAUAACAUAGAAAUCUACAAUUUGAGCUCUGAUUCUGAUUCAUGGAUGGUUCCUAGUGUCACUCUUGAAUGGGAUAUAGUGGAUAUGCAUGAUGACGUGUCUUUGAAGGGCAAUACAUACUGGUAUGCUAAAGAUAAAGAAUCAGAAGAUUAUUAUUUAUUAUGUUUUGAUUUUACAAGAGAGAGAUUCGGACCGCGUUUGCCUCUUCCUCAGCCCUUCAUCAAUGAAGGUUGUGGGUCUCUAUCUGUGGUUGGAGAAGAGAAGCUUGCAGUGUUAUUACAGCAUUGGGGUGCAUCAGAAAUGGAGAUUUGGGUUACGAACAAGAUUGAGCCUGAUGAAGUGUCGUGGAGCAAGUUCUUGAAAGUUUAUAAGAGGCCACAUUGUUUUUACGUUGCGAAUUUCUUGAUUGAGGAAGAGAAGAAAGUCGCAGUGGUUUUUGAUGAUUAUGAGACAAAGAGUUUUAAAUCCAAUAUUGUCAGCAACGCUUACAUCAUUAGAGAGAAUGGUUAUUUCAGAACAGUGGAUCUCAGUGAAUAUCCAUACACAACACGUUGCGGUCUUGCUUGCUCUUAUGUACCAAGUUCUGUGCAAAUCAUGUAAACCAGUUUAUCCCUUGUUUUCUAAUUAC
Molecule: messenger RNA, 1243 nt
Organism: Arabidopsis lyrata subsp. lyrata
Lineage: Eukaryota; Viridiplantae; Streptophyta; Magnoliopsida; Brassicales; Brassicaceae
Product: F-box protein At3g20690
Exons: 1
Coding region: 94-1215 (373 amino acids)
Molecular function (GO): protein binding
Source: RefSeq, a predicted model, not a curated record